AUGCUGCACCCACCUACAUCCACCGUCAUGCUGCACCCACCUACAUCCACCGUCAUGCUGCACCCACCUACAUCCACCGUUGUGCUGCACCCACCUACAUCCACCGUCGUGCUGCACCCACCUACAUCCACCGUCGUGCUGCACCCACCUACAUCCACCGUCAUGCUGCACCCACCUACAUCCACCGUCAUGCUGCACCCACCUACAUCCACCGUCAUGCUGCACCCACCUACAUCCACCGUCGUGCUGCACCCACCUACAUCCACCGUCAUGCUGCACCCACCUACAUCCACCGUCCUGCUGCACCAACCUACAUCCACCGUCAUGCUGCACCCACCUACAUCCAACGUCAUGCUGCACCCACCUACAUCCACCGUCAUGCUGCACCAACCUACAUCCACCGUCAUGCUGCACCCACCUACAUCCACCGUCAUGCUGCACCCACCUACUUCCACCUUCAUGCUGCACCCACCUACAUCCACCGUCAUGCUGCACCCACUUACAUCCACCGUCGUGCUGCACCCACCUACAUCCACCGUCAUGCUGCACCAACCUACAUCCACCGUCGUGCUGCACCCACCUACAUCAACCGUCGUGCUGCACCCACCUACAUCCACCGUCAUGCUGCACCCACCUACAUCCACCGUCAUGCUGCACCCACCUACAUCCACUGUCAUGCUGCACCCACCUACAUCCACCGUCAUGCUGCACCCACCUACAUCCACCGUCAUGCUGCACCCACCUACAUCCACCGUCAUGCUGCUGCACCCACCUACAUCCACCGUCAUGCUGCACCCACCUACAUCCACCGUCAUGCUGCACCCACCUACAUCCACCGUCAUGCUGCACCCACCUACAUCCACCCUGCACUACAUCCACCGUCGUGCUGCACCCACCUACAUCCACCGUCAUGCUGCACCCACCUACAUCCACCGUCAUGCUGCACCCACCUACAUCCACCGUCAUGCUGCACCCACCUACAUCCACCGUCAUGCUGCAGGUUGCACCCCACAAACUACAUGUUUGUCCAACCGUCGAUCAGAGAAGGAACAGGUUCUUGCCAACUAG
This is a messenger RNA of Haliotis rubra (blacklip abalone), 1068 nucleotides long. RefSeq names its product mucin-2-like. The record is from RefSeq and is a predicted model, not a curated record. The transcript has a single exon. The coding region runs from base 1 to 1068 and encodes 355 amino acids. NCBI's taxonomy places the organism in Eukaryota, Metazoa, Mollusca, Gastropoda, Lepetellida, Haliotidae.